ACGUUCCCAACGCAUUUUGGAAAGUUGGCGCGGGGCGAAGCUAAUCGGUCAAACCUUUUCCCGGAUGAAUUUAAUUGGUUUUGAAUCGAGCUCACAGUGUAAGGUUAAACAUGUUAGAUGGUGCCCAGUUCGUGGAGGCUCUAUGCCGUCUGGGUUAUCCUGGCGCAGCUUCGCUUAAGGCUUCGGAGUUCGAUUGGCUGUUUGACUGCGCCCCGGAGAACCUUCAUUUCUUGCGCUUUGUCUGCCGCACCCUCAACCAAAGCAACGUUCUUACCACAGAGGAGGCCGCUGCUUUUCAGGAACUGCAGAAGUCCGGCAAGCCAAUUCUGGAUGAAACGUCCCUGGCGGAGGUUCUCAAAACUGUAGGGCCUUCGGAUGGCAGCAGUUCUAAUCUCUUCGGUCAACUUUCCUCAUCCUUUGUGUUUGCGACAGAAGGGGAUUUGACCAUAACAGAGCUGGAGGAAGAACUCCAAGCGCUGCGUAAGGAGAAAGAGUUAAAGCAGCGGCGCUAUAACAAACUGCAGGUAGCAGCCACGUCCCAUGCAGAUGUUGACCUGCAGCUCGGCACUGAGCUGGAGCGUUCUGCCUGCAGGCUUAAAGAAGCCAUUGCAUUGGUUGGAGGAGAGAAUGCCGAUACCAACUCUGUGUUACAAAGCCUAAUGGAUGAGGUCAGCAGGCUUGGAUCUUACCUUCCUCAGUCAGAAGCUCAACAAAAACCAGAUCAGUCAAAGCCAUUUGUUUCCCAAAAACCCACAGUCCUGCUCUCUCAGCUGUCUUUGGAUCCAUACCUGCAUCAAGAGGAGCUCAACACAAAAACACUUGCUGCCCUCACUCAGAAGCAUUUCUUUCAUGGCAUUUCUGACAUCACCAUCGAGACCUCUUGCUCUGAGCGCCUCCAAGUCCUCGACCUCAGCUCCUAUCAGGAUGAAGAGGACACGGGUAGUGACUGUAAAGAUGGAACGGUUGAGCACAGGAGGGCGGAAAUGGCCCGACUUCAAUGGUCGCACAUCGUGGCUCAGCACCAACUGAUGCAGGCUACGGCAGAAGAGAAGGCAGUCAAGGCCGGAUUAGACUGGCUCUCAGAAAAGGCCCGGCAGACUAAGAGCAUUUCCACCUCAUCUUCACUGCCUGUACGCAAAGCUGUCACUAGGAAGGAGCUGCAAGCUGUCGAGGCUGAGCUGGAAGCUCUGCUUCAUGGACCAGUACCUUCUGCUCUCAGAGAGUCGGCCAGGCUGCUUAAUGUUCCUGUAGUCCGGGGAGACCUAGCCCUGCAGCUCACCAGACAAAACUACUACACCUCAAGGCAGGACCAGGUACGGGAUUACUUACUUCGGCAGAAAGCGUCCUUCGACUUGCUCCUCCUGGCUCAUGAGAUGGAACUGAGAAGGUGGAAGUCCUGUCAGAGUCACCUGGUGGAAGUCGAUAGGCGGCUUUCUGAGGAAAACAGAGCAGCAUCACUGAGGAUAGAGUCUCUGGGUCAUCCAGACCUGGCUGUCAACCCGAGGCCUAACCCCAUCAUCAGCUCCAAGGAUGCAGCGUUCAGCAGGCUUCUGAAGAUCCUUGACUAUGAUUCGGACCAUGGUCGAUCAGAGCCUUUCCGAACAUAUGAGGCUUUGGACCAAGCAGCUCGUAGCCUGAGGACCAACAUCCAGCUAGCUCGCGACUCAUUAGCCGGCGCCUGCCGUGAGCAGCGCUAUGUGGCCGGCCGUCUGUAUAGUGACUGUGAAGCGCUGCACAGGGCCACGUAUACAGAGCUGCAGCAGUUGGUCUUAGGCCCCCAGGUAUGUCCAACUGCCAGUGCCGACCAGGACCCUCUUUGCCCCAAUGCACAGGAGCUGACGCUGAAACUUGCAGAAGCAGAUUCUCAGUUGCAGAAUCUCCAGCAAGUGAUGCAAGAAAUCCUGGGAGAAGUCAAAGCUAAGCGCUCUCAGCUAGAACGCAAUCCCCUGCUCCGGCGGGAAAGGGAACUGUACAUAUUCUUCCACUUGGAUGCACGGCUUCUGCAGAAAGUCGUGGAAGAUCUGGAGAGCAGGAUGACUAAGAAAGAGGAGCAGUGAAAACCACGAGGAGAUCGUUCAGACAUCUCAGCUCCUGUUCCUGCUCUGAUAAUGCGGACUGUUAUUACCAUCUUUUUUUCCCCUUUUACUAUAGAUGUUUCUGUAUCGUUAUAGGUUUGAUCCACUCUUUGGUUCCUUUGUAAAAGUGAUAAUCAAAUAGAAAACUGGUUGUGAUUAUUUGAAUUACAUAAUGCAUUUAAAAUGAAUUUCCUACUCUUUUAUUCUAAAAUAUGAUCUUUAUCUGCUGAAUAAAAUUCUAUUAACCGUA
This is a messenger RNA of Cyprinodon tularosa, 2325 nucleotides long. RefSeq names its product HAUS augmin-like complex, subunit 3 (gene haus3). The record is from RefSeq and is a predicted model, not a curated record. The transcript is spliced from 6 exons. Lineage: Eukaryota; Metazoa; Chordata; Actinopteri; Cyprinodontiformes; Cyprinodontidae. Gene Ontology annotation, biological process: centrosome cycle; spindle assembly. Gene Ontology annotation, cellular component: mitotic spindle; HAUS complex; centrosome. Bases 111 to 2057 code for a protein of 648 amino acids.